Molecule: messenger RNA, 5688 nt
Organism: Heterocephalus glaber (naked mole-rat)
Lineage: Eukaryota; Metazoa; Chordata; Mammalia; Rodentia; Bathyergidae
Gene: Trim25
Product: tripartite motif containing 25
Molecular function (GO): protein binding
Source: RefSeq, a predicted model, not a curated record
CGCUGGGUUUCGUUUCCGCGGCGCGCAGGCUGGGGACGGUCGCUCGCGCGUCGUUCUCACCGCUGCCGGUGCGCGUCCCGUCGGGGCCCCGCGAGCGCCAUGGCCGAGCUCUGCCCGCUGGCCGAGGAGCUGCUGUGCUGCAUCUGCCUGGAGCUUUUCAAGGAGCCAGUCAGCACCCCGUGCGGCCACAACUUCUGCAAGUCGUGCCUGGAGGAGACGUGGGCCUUCCAGGGCGCGCCCUACCCGUGUCCCCAGUGCCGCACCAUCUACGCCGAGCGCCCGCAACUGAACAAGAACACCGUGCUGUGCGCCGUGGUGGGCCAGUUCCUGCAGGCCGAGCAGGCGUCCGCGGAGGACUGGACGCCGCCCGCCCGCUCCCCGGCCCCGGGCCCGGCCGUGCAGGUGUCCUGCGACCACUGCCUGCGGGAGCCGGCCGUGAAGACCUGCCUCGUGUGCAUGGCCUCCUUCUGCCAGGAGCACCUGCGGCCGCACCUCGACAGCCCCGCCUUCCAGGACCACCCGCUGCAGGCGCCGGUCGGGGACCUGCGGCGCCGCAAAUGUCCCCAGCACAACCGUCUUCGGGAACUCUUUUGUCCCGAGCACGGCGAGUGCAUCUGCCACAUCUGCCUGGUGGAGCACAAGGUCUGCUCGCCCGUGCCCCUGAGCCAGGCCAGCGUCGACCUGGAGAACAAGCUGAGGCAGAAGCUAAGCCUCAUGUACGGUCAAAUCAACGGGGCAUCCCGAGCGCUGGAGGACGUGCGGGCCAGGAAGCAGGCCAUGCAGGAUGCUGCAGGCAAGAAGAUCGACCAGCUGAAACAGGAAUAUAAGGAAAUGAAGGCACUCAUUGACUCCUCUGAGGCCAGCGCAACACGAAAGAUAAAGGAAGAGGAGAAGAGGGUCAGCACCAAGUUCGACACCAUUUACCAGAUUCUCCUCAAGAAGAGGAAUGAGAUCCAGACCCUGAAGGAGGAUAUCGAGCUCAACCUGGCCAAGGGGGACGAGUUUGAGUUUCUGGAGAAAGCGUCAAAAUUGCAAGGGAUCACCACGAAGCCAGUCUACGUCCCCAAGGUGGAGCUGGAUCAGGAGCUGCUAAGGGGCGUCUACCAGGGCACCUUGGACCUCAAGAGUGAGCUGAAGCGGGCCCUGCAGCAGCUCCAGGAGAAAAAGUCCGAGGAGCCCAGCAGCUCAGGUGAUGCUGGAGACUCCUGCUCCGACUCCAGCCACAAAGGCCCACGGCCUGCGAAGAAGGCCCCGCAAGAAAAGAAGCCCAAGAAGAUUCCUACUGCCACGACCCCUGUAUCACCCAAGACCCUUGUCUUCGGUGCCCCCGGACAGGCAGUGGACAUGAAAGCGACUGUCCCGGAUGCAGCCAAAGCCAUGGACUUUCAGUCUCUCAAGGCCAAAGUGCUCGAGAACUUCUUAGUCAAGUCCAGAUCCGAGCUCUUGGAAUAUUCCGUGAAAGUCAUCCUGGACUACAACACGGCCCACAACAAGGUGUCUCUGUCCGACAACUACACAGUGGCCUCCGUGGCCGACGUGCCACAGUACUUCCGGCCGCACCCACAGCGCUUCACGCACUGCUCGCAGGUGCUGGGCCUGCACUCCUACAAGAAGGGCAUCCACUACUGGGAGGUAGAGCUGCAGAAGGGCAACUUCUGUGGGGUGGGCGUGUGCUACAGCAGUAUGGAGCGCCAGGGCCCUGAGAGCCGCCUGGGCCGCAAUGCCGUGUCCUGGUGCGUGGAGUGGUUCAACAACAAGAUCUCCGUGUGGCACAGCAACGUGGAGAAGACGCUGCCCCCGACCAAGGCCACGCGGGUGGGCGUGCUCCUCAACUGUGACCACGGCUUCCUCAUUUUCUUCGCUGUGGUGGCUGACAAGGUCCACCUGCUGUAUAAGUUCAAGGGGGUGAACUUUACCGAUGCCCUGCACCCGGCCUUCUGGAUGUUCUCAGCGGGGGCCAGGCUGUCCAUCUGCCCGCUCAAGUAGCAGGCCGCUGGGCUGGCACCGAUUCGCGGGUGACCAGCUGUGGGGGCAUCUGAGACCCGGGGGGUAGGGCCAGGUGCGACUGCCCUGGGGCGCGUCCCUAGGUCCCCCAGUGGAGAGUGGGGAGAGGGGCCAGGAAGUGUUGUCCCUCGUCUGCUGCCCCCACCAGGUGACUUCUGCCCUCCUCCUCACUCUCCUGGGAAAUCUCCAGGUGCUGGGCAGAAGGGCAGGGCUUGGGGUGUAAAGCCAUUAGUGCGCUUUUCCUCUGGUAGAAAGAAGAUCGAUACCUGGGUCAGGUCCUUUCUCAGGCUACAGGUAUCUGCCCUUCAGCUCUCUGGGGCUCCUUUCCGACCUUGGUGUUUGAUUGUUCUCUAGAUUGUUAAAGUUCGAGAAUCAUUGGAUUUUCUUUUCCUUUCUUUUUUUUUUUUGAGCAGAGUCUCAUUUUGUAGUUCAGGCUGGCCUUGAAUUUGAGGUGAUCCUCCUGCCUCAGCCUCCCGAAUGCUGGGAUUAUAGGCAUACUCUGCCAUGCCUGGCAGAAUCAUUGAAUUUCAGUGUAUAUUUUAUCUUUAGUGGUGCUGGGGAUCAAAUCCAGAGCCUCGUGCCUGUGAAACUCCUCCCCUACCACUGAGCUGUGCCACCAGGCCGAGUUUCAGCGGUCUGCAGACCCCUCCCCGCUGCUCCCCUCCUGUUGGGGCUCCAGUGCGUGGCUAUUCUCUGUGCUUGAGGGGAGCCGUGGAUAGCGAGUGUCCACCUGGACCCGUCUUCCAAAGAGGCGUGUCCUCUUCCUCCGCUGGAAAAUAGCUCUCUUCCCUUCUGAGCUGUCUCCUCCCUCUGACACCACGCUGAUGAUUUCAAGAUGUUCAGGGGAACCUUUGUAGUUCAGGCUCCAUGACCUGAAUUGGGCAGUGUGGGCUUUGUGUUAUGUCCAGGCCACCCCGGUUCAGUUUGCAUGGAACUUUCUGCCUCUCCGAAGGGCUACGAGAGGCAUCUUGCCAAAGAUGUACCUGCUGCCACACAGACCUUGGCUCCUUACCUCCCAUCGCCAAGGCCCUGGGGCCAGAGCCCCGGCCCAGAGCAUCUUGGCUUGGUCACCUUCCUCCCGGGUGGUCACAUCGGACUGACUGCUGUCCAUGCCUCCAUGGCUGACAUAGUCAAGCAGCCAGCUGUACCAGUUAUCCUGAGCGUGCUGUCACGCAGCCGGGCCAUGUGCGGCUGCCGCUGACACCAUCGGGUGACUGUCUAUGACCCGAAGGGCCUCCUAGGUAGCCCGGUGGGAGACGGCAAUAUUUCUGUUGAUCCCUGGCCACAGGCUGAAGACGUGGCACUGACACCCUUGGGAGUGCGAGGCCUGUCGCUGGCCCUGGCCCCUUCCAUGGUCUUCCUCUCUCUAGCCAAUUCUGGAUGCCACACGGACCAGGCUAGAGGGCAGGAAGACUUUUAAGGCUCGGGGAAGGAAUGAUCGAAAGAGGCCCAGACAAAUGGCUAUUAUCCCUGUGGUGUUUCAUGCAGUGAAAAUGAGCCGGGCCACUAAGGGAUAGGAGGGGAUGGGUUGGAAGAAUUUCCCCGCACCCCUUAUAACCUAAUGUCAGGAUGUAAAGUUCCCACCCCCAAAAUGUGAAGAACUUCACUUCUUGUGACAUGAGUUCAGCUCUGGGUUUUCUGGAGCAUCUUAGGGUAUGAGAAGAGGUCACCGUUGGGAAAUGAGGGACCCCAGGCUUUCUCAUGUGGCCACUGAGAAUGAAACACAACUCGGCCUGGUGCUGGAAUGCCAGGGCUCUGAGCCCUUGGUAUUCCUGACGGAUGUGUGACCUGCGUCCUCUCCCAGGAAGAAUUUUCAGUUCCUUGGGAGAGGAAGAAUCUUUGUAGGGAAGAUGUCCCUGCCAUAACUGAUCGGUUUUCUUCCUUUGCUCUGAGGAAAAAAAGUUCUCUGGUGAUGGAUGCUUGUCUGGUCUUGAAGAUGUCCAGAAGCAUCUUCAUGGAUCUUGUGAGACAGAAGCCUUGUCUGAAGCCAAGUCACACUCGGGAGAUAGCUGGGCUCAGGGGAGAAGGAUGCCAGAGGUAUCCCAGGGUCCCGCUAGGGCUGUCUUCAGCUGGAUGGGGACAACAGAGAGGGCUCUUCACUGGCAGAUGUGAAGCUCAGGACAGAGGAGCCUGUGGCUCUGUAUUGGGGAGAAAAUCGAGUCACCAAAGCCAAGCCCUGUGCGAGGAGCUUUGCAGUUGCAGGCUGAGGUGCACACCCCGCUGCCUCUGCAGUGGUGAGGCCUCUCAUGGUCCAGCUUUGCCGGCCCAGUUAGAGGAGGGCCCUGGGUGGCAGGAGCCUUUGUAUCCACGAAGCUUCUCAUUUUGGAGACUCAGCCAGGAGAGAAGGUAAGGGAUGGCUCUUUCCCCACUCUCCCCAUUGCAUUGUGGAGAUGCCUCGUACUGGGAGAGCAGAAAAUCCCCAGUAUCCUGCAGAAGUAUCUGAAAUCCCCAGAAGCACUAACAUAAAACCCCCUCCUGGGUGCAGGUUCCGGCACUGCCUCAGGCACUCUGGCAUGACAAACGAAAAGCCUCGUAGUAUUCAAGACUGACUGGCCAACUGUGCCUGUUGUAUUUACUCUGACUAAUAUUGAUAUGUAAUCUUUUUACCUUAUUCCCCCACCCACUAGUGGUUUUAGUUAAUCUAGAAUAUUUGAAGUAUUAUGUCUUGAGCUUAUUAUUAUUGUUUUCCUUAGGAAUUGAUUCUUUCAGGAGAUAAUCAUGGCUAUAACCAGGGCAAGGCUGGCUAUUGUGGCUCAGGAACUUUGAAGUGCUGUCGGAUGUUCUCUCUGGAAUUGUGAUGUAGUGGGCAGGGCUCCUGGACCUGGCGGAUGAGGCAUCCGGCUCUGAGGGCUGCUGCUCAGGAGCCUCUGGCUGCCUGCGCCUGGGCGGGGGCCUGGUGGCCUGCUGUGUGGGAAGCUGUGGAUGAAGAGCUCUCAGACUGAUAGGACUUCUGGGCUUGACUGCAGGUCAGUGCCUGGGGAGGAUUAGGGAGCGAAGAAACCACAGGAAGAUGACCAGUCAACAGCAGUGGGAAUGGAGGGCUCACUAUUCUUACUACUGUUGGAUAGGCUUGAACAUUUCUCUGCUAAGAAGUGAAACAAGAGCCCAGCAGCAGGCCCUGUUCAGGGGGUCUUAUCUUUGUUUGGAUGGGAGUAGGAGUUGUAGGAGAUGCGAGAUCAAGGUUGCUGUCUAUCAGGUAGCUGCUUCUGUCCCUGGUUCCUGGACAGAGUGGCUCUGAGUCCUUGCUCUCAGAAUUCCCAGAGUGAUAGGUGUCUCUGUUAUCCAUGAGUCCUCCACGCAUCUGAAUGUGUGGCAGCAGAUGGGAUGGCCCAGGACGGGGCUGCUCAGGAGGACAGGGUGUGGCUGAGGGUUGGGGCUCUGAGCCAUCCUGAGCUCUGGGACGGAGGGCCCUGGGGAUGGCCCCCCUGCACCCGGCCAGUCCCUCAGCCCGUCCAUGUAGCCAGUCCUGCCAACAACAUGAAACUGUGAUCCGGUGGUGCACGGAGAGGCUCCAAGGGGUUCCUGGUUGGUGACCUCAGCUGGGCCAGGAGGGGGAUCGCAGGCUCCAUGGGUACAGGGCAAGAAGCUCUGUUUAAAGCCCUCCCAGACCUUGCCCUGUAUGUCCCUUUCUUUGGCCGGCUCUGAUUUGUAUCCUUUAUAAUAAAAUUACAAUUUGAAAAGUGA